Molecule: messenger RNA, 7324 nt
Organism: Microcebus murinus (gray mouse lemur)
Lineage: Eukaryota; Metazoa; Chordata; Mammalia; Primates; Cheirogaleidae
Product: protocadherin beta-12
Biological process (GO): homophilic cell-cell adhesion
Cellular component (GO): plasma membrane
Molecular function (GO): calcium ion binding
Source: RefSeq, a predicted model, not a curated record
AAAAUAUUUAGUUUUAAGAGCUUUUUUGUUUCUCUGAGUGUUUUUCAUGGUAUCCUGUUAUAAACUUAUAAUAUCUUCUCUCAUCUAUAAUUAAUCUAUUUAUUCUUUAAAAUGUAUUAUGUAAAAAUGUGAUAUGUAGUAUUACUAUUAUAUAUUCAUUUUUAAAAUAAAAGUGAGUCACGGGGAAGUUAAAAACUUGUACAAGGUUGUAUAGCUUGUAAAGGGCACUUAAGGCCUAGCCUACUGUUUAUCUUAUAAUAAGAAUACAUAUUUCAUACAGUUACUAUUAAGAUUAAAUGGGUAAAUACACAUGAAGCACUUAGAAAAAUGGGUGGUAUGGAAUAAAUUCUAAAUAAAUAUUAGCUCUUACUAGACUUUAUUUCUCUGUGGAUAUUAAUCAGAUAUUUUCAAAGGCUUUCUUCUGUUUUCUGUAUUUGUCUAUCAUUGUUCCUUUUUUUUUUUUUUGGUAGAUAGUUUCUAUUUUAUGUUGUAAGCAUUUCCUUAAAUGCCUUGUGGUCCUUGGCUAUCUUCUCAUAUUUUAGAAGGAUGACAUAUCAAAAUGCUGACAGUUGACUUUUUGUGAGUGAACAGGGCCUGCUGAUGGCAGGGCUUUAUUCUAAUGUAAUCAUGCGGGUAAGGCAAUUACCUUGGGAGACCCCCAAAUGUCAGUAUGUGUAAGUCUUUAUUUGGGAUGUUCAUAUUCUCUGAGUUAGAAUUUUAUAACAUCCGCUGUGUGGAGGUGGGAUGGGACUCAGGCAUAUACUUUGUAUUCUACAAUCUGAAAACAGUGCAUAUGAAGGGGCUAGAAGUCUCACCAUUCAGAAUGCAAAGUUUUGCUACUCUCCCUACCUUUAGUUUCACACUUUACAUUGUGCUCAAUUCUGUCUGGGUCUUCAAGAGUAGAGAAAGUCCCAUUUAAUUUUUCCAGAGAAUAAACUUUUCAUUCUCUGGCCCUGAGUUACUUUUCUGUCUAUGUAGGAUGGUGAAAGGAACAGAGAAUUCAACUCUCCCUUAUAUAUACCUCCAACUAAUAACUUUUUUUUCAGUCCUUAACUGACUUCAGUCUUAUUACGCAUCUGGUUCCUCCAAAUCUUUUACCUAAAUGAGAUUCUGUGGACAAAACCCACUAGUUUCUUGUGAGUAUCUUCAAUGCAGGAACUUCAGACAUUUCUUGGAACUAAGUCAAUUGCUCUUUCAUGUGUUUCCUGUUAUCAAAAAAUAGCUAUUCACUUGUGCAUUCUUAGUCUUUGUUAGCUCUUUUCAUUUUUAUUACUUUUCUGUCAAUUUAGUGGGUAUUUUAAAAGGAGGGAGGAUAACUCUAUAUAGUCAAAUUUUCAAUUUCUACUUUUCUGUACCAAUUUUUCAACCAUAUAUCUAGCUUGCAUUUUUAAGAACAUUAUUUGAACUUAACAUUUAAAAAAUGCAAACUUGUUAGAUCCCUCCUCCACCCAUUCUUAGGGUACUUUAAGAUCUUCUAUAGUGGACAUCGUUGAUGAGAUCCUAGCAUCUAUUCCAAACAAUUUCCCUCAUUAUGCAGCAACAAUGUGCUUUGGCUAGUACUGAAACCACCGCAAGCUUAAAAGGUAGUCUGAGACAGGAUUAAACUAAAGUAAGGGCCAAAGAUAGGUCUUUGGAUUUUGGAACUAAAAUCUCUACCUAUAAUUCUAUACAUCUUGAAACAAUGAUUGCUUUGGUGGCAGACACAUGUUCUUAGUUGGUCUAAUCAGAGUGAAAAUUACAUUUGGGGAAAGAAUUUCUCUCACUUUCACUUCCUGGGUGGAAAGAGAAAGCAGAUUUCCAUAGUUGAUGCUAGAAUAAAUCCUUGGAACCUGGGAGAAGCCAGCUUUAGGAGUAAGAGUCUGCUUUAAAUGAAACUAACAUGUUCAUGCUUGUGUACUUAGGAAAUUUUCUGUAAAUUAUGAAAAACUGGAACUAAAUUAUGGACCUAUUUAAUGUGUUCCACCCUAUAUCUUCCUUCAUUAUCUACCACUUCACAAUUCAUCGUUAUUAAGGAAAUCAUUGUUAUUAAAAAUAUAUCUUCUUGUGCUGUAGAAACUAUUUAAAUGUCUCAUCUCAUGGUUAAUUCACUUUCAUAACUUCUGAAACGACCCAACUAUGUUUGCCCUUUCUCUUACCACCUAAGGAAGGCCAAGUAGUGAUGGAAAUUUAUUCAGAUUAACAAUCAGUUAUACCCUCCUGGUUUUGGGAUAACUAUUUUCUCAGAAAGAUUACAAACUCCCCGGGACCAGGAAUCUCAUCUUGUAUGUCUGUCUAUUCACCGCAACCAAGUACAAUUGUUUGUGUGGAGAGUGGGGAAAGAUACUGAAUAAAUGCUUUAAAACAAAUACAAACAUCAUCACAAACUAUAAAAAAUAUAAAACAAUUGUUCUGAAAUAUAGGAUAUAUCUGUAAUUGCUUAAACACAAUGGAUGACUUAAAUACAGUAUUUGUUUCUGGGGAACAUUUAUGUCAACGAAAUGUAGGUAGCUUUCAUCAAACUGUGAAAACCUGUGGAGACGCAUGGUGGCGCUGCAGGAUAAUAUCGCGAAAAAACUUACUCUGGCUGAUGCCGUGGACCCUGUUACCCAGCGCGCACAGAGAAUUGGGAAGACAGACACGCCUUCAAGGGAUAACCUAGUAGCCAUUCAGCGGGGUUAAACUCCUCGGGCUUACCUUCUGAUCUGGUGGACAGAUCAGGGAGGCACAUUUCCCAGAACUGGGAAGUGGAGCUGAAGCGAUUCUGCAAGAAGCACUCGGGGAAGGAGCUAUGGAGAACGGAGGGGCAGGCACUCUGUGGAUAAGGCAAGUCCUGCUUCUCUUUGUUUUGCCGGGAAUGUCUCAGGUGGGCUCCGAGCCUGGGCGCUUUUUGGUGGCUGAGGAAAUGCAGAGCGGAAGCUUUGUCGGCAAUGUGGCAAAGGACCUGGGACUGGAGGUGGCCGAGCUGUCUGCGCGGGGAGCUCGGGUGGUCUCUAAUGAUAACAAACAGCGUUUGCGGUUGGACACAAACACUGGGGAUUUGCUGUUAAGCGAAACGCUAGACCGGGAGGAGCUCUGCGGCUCCGCCGAGCCUUGUGUACUGUAUUUCCAGGUGUUGAUGAAUAAUCCCAUGCAGUUUUUACAGAUUGAACUUGAGGUCAGGGAUAUAAAUGAUCACUCUCCUGUAUUCUUGGAAAAAGAAAUGCUCUUAGAAAUCCCAGAGAAUAGUCCUGCUGGUGCUGUGUUCUUGCUAGAAAGUGCAAAGGAUUUAGAUGUAGGUGUCAAUGCUGUAAAAAGCUACACAAUAAGCCCCAACUCUCAUUUCCACAUUAAAAUGAGAGUCAAUCCAGACAAUAGGAAAUACCCAGAGUUAAUUCUGGACAAGGCUCUGGAUUAUGAAGAGGAGCCCGAGCUCAGUUUCAUCCUCACUGCUGUGGACGGUGGGUCCCCUCCCAGGUCUGGGACAGCCUUGGUUAGGGUGGUGGUCGUGGACAUUAAUGACAACACCCCCGAGUUUGAGCAGACGUUUUAUGAGGUGAAUAUUCCAGAAAACAGUGUACUUGGCUCACUAGUUGUCACCGUCUCGGCUUGGGACUUAGAUUCUGGAAUAAAUGGGGAAAUAUCAUAUACCUUUUCCCAUGCCUCGGAAGAAAUUCGCAAGACAUUUGAAAUUAAUCAAAAGUCAGGGGAAGUUAGUUUAAAAGCAUCCUUGGACUUUGAAGCAAUGGAUUCAUACUCAAUAAUCAUUCAAGCCACAGACGGGGGAGGACUGUUUGGAAAAUCAACAGUCAGAAUUCAGGUGAUGGAUGUGAAUGACAAUGCUCCUGAAAUAGCCGUGUCAUCAAUUACCAGUCCAAUCCCAGAAAAUUGGCCUGAAACUGUGGUUAUGGUUUUUAGUAUCCGAGACAAAGACUCUGGGGAAAAUGGAAAGAUGGUUUGUUCUAUCCCGGAAGAUCUCCCAUUCCUGCUAAAAUCUUCAGUUGAGAAUUACUACACGUUGGAAACUGAGAGCCCACUAGACAGAGAGAUUAGAGCCGAGUACAACAUCACCAUAACCGUCACGGACUUGGGGACACCCAGGCUGAAAACUGAGUACAGCAUAACUGUGCUAGUAUCAGACGUCAACGACAACGCCCCCGCCUUCUCCCAACCCUCCUACACUCUGUUCGUCCCCGAGAACAACAGCCCCGCCCUGCACAUCGGCAGCGUCAGCGCCACAGACAGAGACUCGGGCUCCAACGCCCAGGUCACCUACUCGCUGCUGCCGCCCCGCGACCCGCACCUGCCGCUCGCCUCGCUGGUCUCCAUCAACGCGGACAACGGGCAGCUGUUCGCCCUGAGGUCGCUGGACUUCGAGGCCCUGCGGGCGUUCGAGUUCCGCGUGGGCGCCGCAGACCGAGGCUCCCCCGCGCUGCGCAGCGAGGCGCUGGUGCGCGUGGCGGUGCUGGACGACAACGACAACCCGCCCUUCGUGCUGUACCCGCCGCAGAACGGCUCGGCGCCCUGCACCGAGCUGCUGCCCAGGGCGGCAGAGGCCGGCUACCUGGUGAGCAAGGUGGUGGCGGUGGACGGCGACUCGGGCCAGAACGCCUGGCUGUCGUUCCAGCUGCUCAAGGCCACGGAGCCCGGGCUGUUCAGCGUGUGGCCGCACAAUGGCGAGGUGCGCACCGCCAGGCCGCUGGGCGAGCGCGACGCGGCCAGGCACAGGCUGGUGGUGCUGGUGAGGGACAGUGGCGAGCCCGCGCUGUCUGCCAGCGUCACGCUGCACGUGCUGCUGGUGGACGGCUUCUCGCAGCCCUACCUGCCGCCGCCGGAAGCGGCCCCGGCCCAGGCCCAGGCCGACUCGCUCACCGUCUACCUGGUGGUGGCCUUGGCCGCGGUGUCGUCGCUCUUCCUGUUCUCGGUGCUGCUGUUCGUGGCGGUGCGGCUGUGCAGGAGGGACCGGGCGGCCUCGGGGGGUCGCUGCUCGGUGCCUGAGGGCCGCUUUCCGGGCCACCUGGUGGAUGUCAGCGGCACGGGGACCCUGUCCCAGAGCUACCAGUAUGAGGUGUGUCUGACGGGAGGAUCAGGGACCAGCGAGUUCAAAUUCUUAAAGCCGGUUAUCCCUAAUUUCCAGUCACAGGGCACUGGGAGGAAUAGUGAAGAAAAUCCCAUGUUUUGAAAUAUCUUUGGGUAUCAUUUUCAGUAAAAAUCUGUGUAUAUUUUCACGUACUUUUGUAAUGUUAUACAACCAUAUCAAUAUUAAUUUUAAACUAGUUAUGCAAUUCAAGUAAUUUUUAAUUACUACAUAUCUACAUUUUUCAAUGUUAUUUUAUCCCUUUUUGCAUUAAUUAACAACUAGUUUUGAUUGAAUGAGUACCUAUUUCUAAAAAAUAAUUUCAAGGUUUGAAUCCUUUCCAAGUGUACAAGGAUUUGUUUAUUAUCAUUUCUCAUUCUGGAAAACUGAAGUUUUGAUUUUUCUCCUAGUAUGUUUCCGAGACUCAAUCUCAUGGUCCUAACCACCUGUCUAUUGUACUUCCUUCUUGUGAGAAGUCAUAUCUGCCCUUGGAAGCUUAUUCUAACGUUCUAUUUAUUCAUUUAAAAAGCAAUGCCAUCUAAUUUUAAAUCCCAACAUUAGAAAGAAAUAUUUCUUUAUUAAUAUGGUAGAUAUUUCAUGGUAGAUGAAAUGUUAUUGUAUGAUCAAUAUUGGACUCCAAUAAUAUCUUUGUGUUUGUAUUAUUUUCUUUUCUUUAAAUAUACUGUUCUUAUUUGGCUAAUAUUUUCUAUGUUCUCUUUUGUUGAUUAUAUAUAUAUAUGUGUAUAUAUAUAUGCACACAGAUUGUGUCUCAUAAUCCCCGCAAAAUAAUAUACUGCAUGAAAAUAAAUGCACAUUUUGAAACAUUUUGAAAAUUUGUGUGUGAAAAUAUUGGUGGACUGUUGGAAAGAUAUUGACUUUUCAUUUUAUUUUAUAAAUGUAUUUAAUUACUGUCAAAUUUUAAAUUAAGAUGAACUAAAUGUUACAAAGAAAAACAAUAGUUUCUUCAAUCUCUAGUGUAUUUCAUUGGAGUGACUUCUAGAAUUAUCUCAAUAUUUCUAAAUAUGUGUUUACUAUUAUAUCUUGACAUUCAGUUUUAUACUUUAAUCACUUCUUGCUGCUAGAAAACAAAGAUUUAACUUUCUCUGUAACUAACAACAUAUGUGUGGACACUGUAUAUUCUCUUUCUCCUAUUCUCCCAAUAGAAUUGCUAGUUUUUAAAAAGUUGAACUAGUCUUGUUAGUAUCCAUAAUGCUAAGAUUUCUUCAAUAUAUGCAUUAGAGUAGAAUGAUUACAUUUCUUGAAAAUAUUUUUCCUAGAACUGAAAAUUGUUUUGUACUUGCAUAAUUUUCUAUGUCCUGCUAUUGAUGUUUUACAUUAUCUCUCAUUUGAAUUUCAAUCUUUCUCCAUAAAAUAUUCAAAUGUGUCAGAUACAUAUCAAUUAUGUUUAUUUCUUAGAGCUCUUUCACCUAGAUCUCUGCUUCAUUUACAUUUGUUGUUCUAAAGGUUGUCACCCUAUGACUUUUUUAAAAAAUAUAUUUCUGUGCUGCUCUCCUUUUACAAGCUCUAGUAUGUUCUUAGUUUACUCCCUUAUUUAGCUGAUACAUAUCUCUCCAUACCUUCAUAAAAAUGGAUGCAGAGAAAGUAAAUCUUUUUGAAAGCUUGCAUUAGGAAAUUAUCUUCUUUUCAUUUCAGUUGACUGAUAGUUUGAUUGGGUAUAAAAUUAUAGGUUGAAAAUACUUUUCCCUCAGGUUUCAAAAGCACUGUUACUUUUAUUGACUGCAUAUAGAGUUGUUCAGAAGGCUGAUUCCAAUGUCUUUUUGUGUGAUCCCUUUUUUUUCUUUCUUUCUUUCUGGAAGCUUUGAUAAACUUUCCCUGAUGUUCUCAAAAUACCUUAGUACUGGCUAUUUAUAUAUUUAUUAAAUUAAUGUGGUCACAUGAAUGUGCCCUAUAAAUAUAUAUAUAUAUUUUGAGAUGAGGUCUCACUCUGAUUGCCCAGUCUGGAGUGUCAUGGCUAUUCACAGGUGCAAUCAUGCACACUGCAGCCCCUAACUCCUGGCCUUAAUAAGGACUCCUGCCUCAACCUUAUGAGUAGCUGAGACUACAGGGAUGUGCCACCACUCCUGAUUGUUUAUACUACCAUUUUCAGUUCUGAGAAAUUUUCUUGGUAUGUUUUACUCAUAAUUUCUCCCUAGAGUUUUCUGCAUUCUCACUUUAACCAAAACCUCAGUUAGAUAUUAGAUUUCCUAGAUUGCUUCUAUAAGACUCUAAGCUUUUUUCCCUUUCUUAUUUUCUAUGUCUUUACCACUUUUCCCAUUUUUUGGACAAUUUAUU